AUUUCCAGAUGAAUUGUCUGAAUUACCACCUAAUAGGGAAGUGGAAUUUUCUAUUGAUUUGGUUCCUGGAACAGCUCCAAUCUCUAAGGCUCCAUAUAGGAUGGCCCCUACAGAACUCAAGGAGCUAAAGGAGCAAUUGCAAGAGCUGUUGGAUAAAGGUUUUAUAAGGCCGAGUGUGUCACCUUGGGGUGCUCCUGUGUUAUUUGUGAAGAAAAAGGAUGGAACCAUGAGACUCUGUAUUGACUAUAGAGAGUUGAACAAGGUGACAGUACGUAACAGGUAUCCUUUGCCUAGAAUUGAUGAUCUUUUUGAUCAGCUGGUGGGAGCUCAAGUUUUCUCUAAAAUUGACUUGAGAUCUGGAUACCAUCAAUUGAGAGUCAAGGGAGAGGAUAUUCCUAAAUCAGCCUUCAGAACCCGCUAUGAGCAUUAUGAAUUUCUGGUGAUGCCAUUUGGGUUAACUAAUGCUCCUGCAGCAUUCAUGGAUUUAAUGAAUAGGGAUGGAAUUUCAGUAGAUCCGGAAAAGGUUAAAGCAGUGGUAGAAUGGAGUAGACCUACUAAUGUGACUGAAGUUCGGAGCUUCUUGGGCUUAGCUGGGUAUUAUAGAAGAUAUGUGGAGGGAUUUUCUCGUAUUGCAGUUCCAUUAACUCGAUUAACGCAAAAGGGUGUGAAGUUUGAGUGGACAGAUGAAUGUGAACAAAGUUAUCAAGAGUUGAAGAGUAGAUUGGUCUCAGCACCUAUUCUGACCAUUCCUGAUGAUAGUGGUGGUUUUACAAUUUUCAGUGAUGCUUCAAUGAAAGGGUUGGGUUGUGUUUUGAUGCAACAUUGCAAGGUGGUAGCUUAUGCCUCAAGACAAUUGAAACCAUAUGAGAGGAAUUAUCCAACUCAUGAUCUCGAACUAGCAGCAGUUGGUUUUGCUCUUAAAAUUUGGAGACAUUAUUUAUAUGGUGAGAGGCAUGACUUAGAUGCACUUUUGGCUAGUUUGCAAGUCCAGUCGACCUUGAUCGAGAAGAUAAAGACUGCCCAGUUGGAUGAUCCAUUUCUGCAGCAAAUGAGACAAAAGGUGGAGUCCAAUGAUCCCAAAUUGGAAUCUUUUAGGAUUCAUGAAGAUGGUUCUAUUAGGCACGGUGAUCGAAUUUGUGUUCCUAAUGAUUCAGAGUUAAAGGAGGUUAAGAUUGAGCAUCAAAGACCAGCUGGCAAGUUGCAGCCACUUCCUAUUCCAAAGUGGAAGUGGGAACAUAUAACCAUGGACUUUGUCACUGGUUUGCCUGCAACAAAAAAUGGAAAUGAUUCUAUUUGGGUCAUUGUUGAUAGACCAGCUGGCAAGUUGCAGCCACUUCCUAUUCCAGAGUGGAAGUGGGAACAUAUAACCAUGGACUUUGUCACUGGUUUGCCUGCAACAAAAAAUGGAAAUGAUUCUAUUUGGGUCAUUGUUGAUAGCGUACACAAUGCUUUAGGAACAACUCUUAAUUUUAGCACCGCUUAUCAUCCACAAACAGAUGGACAGUCUAAAAGAACCAUUCAGACUUUGGAAGACAUGUUGAGAGCAUGCGUAAUUGAUAUGAAAAAUUAUUGGGAUCACCAUUUACCUCUCCUAGAAUUUGCUUAUAAUAAUAGUUACCAUGCAAGUAUUAAGAUGGCUCCAUAUGAGGCUUUGUAUGGGAGGAGGUGCAGGUCUCCAAUAUGUUGGACAGAUGUUGGGGAAAGGAGUUUGUUGGGCCCAGAGUUGAUCCAGCAAGCUACAAAGAAAGUUCAUCUUAUACGAGAGCAUCUUCGUGUUGCACAAAGUAGGCAAAAGAGUUAUGCAGAUAAUCGAAGGCGUGAUUUAGAAUUUGCUGUGGGAGAGAAGGUAUUUUUGAAGGUGUCACCUACUAAAGGUGUUGUGAGGUUCGGUAUUCGAGGGAAGCUUAGCCUUCGCUUUAUUGGUCCCUUUGAGAUUUUAGAAAGGGUUGGAGAAGUGGCUUAUAGGUUGGCAUUGCCGCCAAAUUUAUCGGAGGUGCAUAAUGUUUUUCAUGUAUCAAUGCUAAGGAAGUAUGUUCCAGACCUUAGUCAUGUGAUUGAGCAUGUUCCAAUCCAAUUGAGAGAAGACCUCUCCUAUGAAGAACAACCAAUUCGUAUUGUUGACCGAAAGGAGCAAGUGUUGAGAAGACGUGUUAUACCCUAUGUUAAGAUUCAAUGGAGUAAUCAUACAGAGCAGAAGGCAACAUGGGAGUUGGAGGAAGAUGCUAGGAAAAAAUACCCGCAACUUUUUGAUGAACAAGGUAUGAGUUUAGGGACUAAACUCUUUUAAGAGGGGAAGAAUGUAAGACCUAGAAUUUUAUUAUUGUUAUUAUUAUUUAAUUCCUUAAGGAUGUGUAUGCAAUAAGGUGGAAAUAUGAGG
This is a messenger RNA of Rubroshorea leprosula, 2377 nucleotides long. The record is from the annotation of a GenBank genome assembly. NCBI's taxonomy places the organism in Eukaryota, Viridiplantae, Streptophyta, Magnoliopsida, Malvales, Dipterocarpaceae.